Messenger RNA from Bactrocera oleae (olive fruit fly), 1229 nucleotides. Its product is annotated as rRNA-processing protein UTP23 homolog. Gene Ontology annotation, molecular function: small ribosomal subunit rRNA binding. Gene Ontology annotation, cellular component: nucleolus; small-subunit processome. The record is from RefSeq and is a predicted model, not a curated record. Lineage: Eukaryota; Metazoa; Arthropoda; Insecta; Diptera; Tephritidae.
UUCUAACAAUGUAUCGUCGAUUCAAUUAUGUUCUAUUAUCCUGGUUCGUCACAAUACUUUCGUUUUUAAAUUGUUUAAUAAUUCUCGUGGAUUCGUAUGCACACAAGCCCAUACACGAAUAAAUCUAGCUUGGGCACAUACCGAUCGAACGCAUUUGUAUGGCUCCUUUUAUGGGGAAUUCACACACAAUAACAUGCACUAUCUAAAGAGAAAAUGCUCAUAAGAAUCAAAAGUUUCCCUGUAUGAUCGUAGUCUAAUGAAUUCCCAUAAUGCGAGGUCCAUGUGAUGUCAGCUGUGAGUAAACCAGACAUUCAGUUGACAUUUAGAAAUAAGUAGAUAGAUUGGAAAAGUCCAUCAAACGGUUUUUUUUUUAUCAUUUUGCUUCAUAAUUUAUUUGUCGUCGUAAUUAUUUUGCAAUAAUGAAAAUUGCACGUUUUAAAAAAGCUCAUAAAACGUUAAACUUUUUUGCCACGAAUUUUGAAUAUCGAGAACCAUACCAGAUUUUGGUAGAUGCCACUUUCUGUCAGAUAGCUCUACAAAAUAAAGUUAUAAUCGAGGAGCAAAUAAAAAAAUAUUUUCAGUCAACUAUAAAAUUAGUAACUACCCAAUGUGUAAUACUAGAAGCAGAAUCUCUGGGAAGUCCGCUUGCUGGAGCUACUAUGAUUGUCAAGAAAUUUCAUGUGCACAAAUGCGGUCACGAAGGUGCACCUGUACCAGCUUCACAAUGCAUUAAGUCCAUGACAAAAUGUGGACGUUACGUCGUUGCCUCACAGGAUCGUAGUUUACAAAACAGCCUUAGAAAAGUGCCCGGUAGAAUAUUGUUGUAUUUGCACAAAGCUACACCUGUUUUAGAAGAGCCUUCCGAAGCAUCAAAAAAAUAUGUUUCCAAAAAAUCGCAUAAAAGUCUAACCAGUGGCUUAGAGAAGCAUGUUGAACAUUUAAAACAAAUACAGACUUUACAAAAUGAAAAACUGUAUAAUAAAAUUAAACAGCGAAAAGGACCGAAAAAUCCAAAUCCACUUUCAUGUAAAAAGAGUGCAAAGCAAAAAGCUAGAAAACCAAACUCAGACAUUUCAAAAGAAUCUAAAUUGAGGGAAACUAGUAAACAACACAUGCAAAAACAAAAACGUAAGCGUAUAAAAACAUCAUAGAUAUAUAAACAAUAAGAUACACUCACUACUCAUAAAUGUAUAAUAAAUCAACCUACGUAUGCAGACAAAAUAUAAAAA